Molecule: messenger RNA, 1395 nt
Organism: Poeciliopsis prolifica (blackstripe livebearer)
Lineage: Eukaryota; Metazoa; Chordata; Actinopteri; Cyprinodontiformes; Poeciliidae
Product: mid1-interacting protein 1-B-like
Biological process (GO): regulation of lipid biosynthetic process
Cellular component (GO): cytosol
Source: RefSeq, a predicted model, not a curated record
GACAAACCCGCCGACCCUCCCGGAGCUCAUCGCUUAUUCGACCAACGGAAAACCGGAACCCGGUGCUCCACAACCGGACGGCGGAAAGGAACCACGGCCGGCACACGGUGGCUGAUGGGCGUCUGAAGUCCUGCAGGACCGACCUGGCACAGAGUCUGGCUCACGCGUCGAGUUCCUCCCUCCUGACCCGGGAUCAGGCUCCAGCUCCAUCCUAAUCCCCCAAAGAGCAUUAGCGGGCUAAGUUUGGUCCUGGACGGCGCCGGGCGGUCACAGCGGACAUCAGCUGUCCACCAUGAUGCAGAUAUCAGACUCCUACAACCAGAAGAACUCGCUCUUUACCGCCAUGAGCCGCUUCAUCGGCGCCGUCAACAACAUGGACCAGACAGUGAUGGUGCCCAGUCUGCUGCGGGACGUCCCCCUGGAGGACGGCGAGGACCUGAAGGUCCCGGAGUCCGCCCCGUCCACCAACGGCUACUUCCAGCCGGACGGAGACAUGUACAGCUCCUACGUCCUGCUCAAGUCCAUCCGGAACAACAUGGAGUGGGGCGUCCUGGGCGACGAGCGGCCCGAGGCCGGGGGAAGCGGGCGAGGCCGGGACGACGACGACCUGGAGAAACAGUUCCACUUCCACCUGAACGGACUGCAGGCGGUUCUGUCCAAACUCACGCUGAAGGCUAACACGCUAACGAACCGCUACAAGGAGGAGAUAGGCUGCAGGAACUGACCCGGUCCGGUUGUGACGUGGUUCUGCUUAGCUCAUUACCUACAAAAACCAACACCAACACAUUAAUUAAAAACCCAGAUUAUUGACGACCUUUGACCUCUGGUGUUUCUGUUCGAGGUUAAAUGUGGAAAAAUUAGGCUGUGCUUGACUUCCUGCUAAAUUUGCCUUCAUGUCUGAACAAGUGUCCUUAAACACACCAUCAGCUUCCAGCUGCACCAACCGGAUCAAACUGGUUAGUCUGCUGUUUGUAGCUAAUGAGCUAAAGCUAACCCUACCUGUGUGAUAGUUGGGGUUAAAGGUCAUCAGAGGAAGCUGCUGUUCUCUCUGUUUGCUGCACUUUUCCAGUGUCUGUCUGUCAUUUCAUGCUGGGGACUCAAACUAUGCAACGAAGCGACUGAAACACACAAACGUCUCUAAAUAAUCCUCCAGAACCACCAGAACCUCCAUCUGGACCGUUCUGAUGGAUGAAGCUGUUUGCUUUGAACAGGAACUCAAGACGUUUUCAGACUGAUUCACCUUCUAAUGUUUGGAUCAGCCGAUCAGAACCUGUAGAACCAAACAGAAAUUAUUUAAUGAAGCAUUUUUUUUUUCAACUUGAGUCUGAUUUGCUUCUCAGCUCUGGAUGGUUUUUAUUUAAUGUUCCUCUUGGUAAUAAAAUGUUCUGAAGAACA